Molecule: messenger RNA, 2441 nt
Organism: Hyla sarda
Lineage: Eukaryota; Metazoa; Chordata; Amphibia; Anura; Hylidae
Gene: LAPTM5
Product: lysosomal protein transmembrane 5
Exons: 8
Coding region: 205-855 (216 amino acids)
Cellular component (GO): lysosomal membrane
Source: RefSeq, a predicted model, not a curated record
CAAUCAUCUUUUUACCAUCUACAGCACUACCAACUCACACAGUUGGCAGCAGUACACAUUACUUCAAAAGACAUAUGCAUGGUUUUUUCACAGAAAACAAUAUCACACUGCAUAGGUUUAAAAUUUACAGGACAGUUCAUAGCACUAUGACCUAACUCAUACAGGGUAGUCAACAUUAUACUCUUUUUCGAGUAUUCAGUUCAGAUGGAUAAAAAGAAGAACUUCUCGGUUGACCUGAGUAAUUUUAACAACAUUGCAAGUACAGUCUCAAGCUACCUACUUCUUGUGGUCCUGUUUCUGAUCAGCCUGUCAUUGCUUAUUGGUGUCAAAAUGAAUCGAGGUAGUCUGGUUAUUCCAUUUUUGGCUGUGCAAACAAUGGAUUUUCUCCUGAGUUGUAUGAUAUUCUUUACUAGUUACAGCGAGAUACCCUCAAGGCAAGAAGCUUUAAUAGAAAGUAACAAGGCAGUAUCCAAGCUGGACACUCAGUCUACAGGAUGGAGAUAUUUUCAGUUGUGCCUCGGACUGAUGAUCACCUGUAGCUGCUAUGUUGAGUUUCCCACCUACUUAAACUUGAAGACUUCAAAUUAUCUUCCUUACUUUUCGGUGUGCAUGUCUUCUGAGAAAUACAUCAAGAAAAUGAUCAUCUUCUUGGUGCUCCAUGCGGCCGUGAUCUUGUAUAAGGCAUUUAUGAUCUGUUGUAUCUGGAGAUUCUUCAAAGGUGCAAAUGCUUUUGUAAAGAAUCAAACAAAUGACGAGCAUUCUCUGAAACAAAUCUCAAAGACAACACUUCCAUCCUACAAGGAAGCUGUUAAAAUAGAAUUCAAAGAUUUACCCCCUCCAUAUGCCGCUGCUUAAGUACAAGUCUGCACAAUACAUCCUGCUUCUAUGUUAUAAGCUUCCUAUCAUCUGAUACAAGAUGCAGAGAGAAAAAAGUGGUGCAAUGUCCAACCUACUACAAGCAAGUACACGUGGAUCCUGCCUCUUAAAAAACAAAAAGAUUUUAAGACAUAGUAAUGGGAUGCAUUAUUACGAUAUAUCAAAACAAUGACACUGCUGUUUUUACAGGGACAAAGAUUUAAACAGACAUAAUUUGAGCUAUCUUUGACCUGCUUAAAAGGCUUUUUAACAAUUCAGUUUUUGUGGGCUUGGUGCAUUUUAAUGCUAUUUUUUUUAAAAAGAGUGAUUUCAAGGGGAAAUGCUCAAAGCAGCAUUAAAACAGCACUAAAAAAGAAAAGCAACAUGUUACCUUUUUUGGGAACUUUGAAAAAAAACACCAGAAAAAAAAAUCUAAAAUGCCUGUACUUUAAAUACCAUGGGGGAGAAUUAUCAAAGGACUUAGACUGGUUUUUCCCAUUUAAAAUUGUUGCACAGAAACUUGCAGUCUAAAUACGUGCAACUUUUUCGCAACUUUUGCCUUAGAGGAUUUUUAGUACAUGAUGCAUUCUAGUCUAUUUUAGGGCAGUCUAGUCUAUUUUAGACAGAAAAAUGCAUUGGUGCUGAAUUUAUCAAUAAAGACUUUUCAGCAAAAAGUCGCAUUGGCCGAAAGUACACUGAAAUUUCCGAACAUACUGGAGCAGGUUUAAAUACAGUCUAAACUGUAGAUCGUGAAGUCUUUGCGCAUAAUUUAUCAAGAGCCGUGUGACUUUUGAUAGAUUAAACGCACAAUAGACCGGCCUAACCCUCUGUGGGUUGGUCUAAAUUGAUGCGGGAAAUAGACAACUUUGAUAACCUCCCCCAUGUGUAAAAAACAUGCUGAUUUGCAAGCUGUAUUGGAGGCUGUUUUUCCUGGUGGUGUAUAAGGCUAAGUUUCCACUUGUUUUUUUUGGGGGGGGGGGGGGAAAUUUCAAGAAAAAUGCCAAUUCUGCUGCAUGGCGUUUUUUCGGCCAAAAAAACGCUGCGGCCAGAUGUUAACUGUAAAUCAAUGAGACAUCACAACAUUUUUUUUCCACUCUGCGUUUUUCAGUUUGGCAUUUUUUUUAUCCUUUUGGCGUUUGUUUGCUCUUUUUUGUUGUUUUUCAGCUCCUUGGCUUUUUUGCAAAGUCGCAGCUAGAAGUCUAUGGGAGAAAAAAAAACGCCAAGAAAAACAACAUGUGGGUUUUAACUUUGGUGUUUUUUCAGGCAUUUUUUUUAUUCUUUUUUGGACUUUAGCGAUCCAAAAAAGUGGAGAUACCUUUUUUUAAUAAAAUUUCGUAGGGUACCAUUAAAAAAAAUAUAUUAAAAAAGAUACAGUAGUGAUGGAAAAAAUUGGAUUUAACAACAUUUUUCUUCAUUAUAAUGAAAUUUUUAUUCAUUUUUAAACAGCGAUCAAUUUAUGUGGGCAGGCAGGGCACUGAAAAUGUAGCCGACAAUAAUAAAAAUGUAAUGUGUGCGUUUUUCACUUAAAAAAUCUUUUUUUAGGUAUCCUUCUGUAUAAUGUAUAGAUGCGGCCGGCCGCUCUUCUA